Molecule: messenger RNA, 1505 nt
Organism: Asterias rubens (European starfish)
Lineage: Eukaryota; Metazoa; Echinodermata; Asteroidea; Forcipulatida; Asteriidae
Product: transmembrane protein 53-like
Exons: 4
Coding region: 353-1165 (270 amino acids)
Molecular function (GO): serine hydrolase activity
Source: RefSeq, a predicted model, not a curated record
GUGUGUCCUUGAAGAAUCGACUAGACCACAGAACAAAACAGCGAUAAUGUAACCAUUUCUCUGGAUGUGACCACUAGGUAUUUGUUUUCGUGCUAUAAUAAUGUCCUUUUUGGUCUGCGGGUUUUGUCGAUUACUGUGGUUACCACGUGCAUGUGUUCUCAAUCAAUUAUCAGCAAGAUUACGAGGACCACGACGAGUUCGUAAACAGCUUUCUGGAUUUCAUUGGGUUCGUGUGUUUGGGAGCAUUGUGGUUGUGUACGUGUCAACGAUUUAAGUGCCAGUGUAACGUUUAACAAGCCAAUCCAAUAGUUCAAAGUUAUCAAGCGCCCGUAGGUCAACUCCUACAGCAACAAUGAAGAGCAUAGUGGAGCCAACGAUAGUGACCAUUUCACCUGUGUUGCGGCUACAUAAGUACAAAGAGGAUGCCAAUACUCCAUUAGUAUUACUCAUGCCAUGGGCUACAGCCACCGAGAGAGCUCUAGAUCGGUUCCGUACACUCUACGCACAGCAGGGUUUCAAUGUCUUAACAGCAUACGCUCUACAUCCUAAAUUCUUCUUGUGGCCUCCGACUUCUGCCCCGGUCGUAGCUGAAAUAUCCAACUAUUUAAUCACAAAGACUGACGCAUCGCCAAUUGUUGUUCAUGCUUUAUCCAUUGGUGCUUAUGUCUACUCGUUGCUGCUAGCCCGUGUUAUCGAACACGACCAGGAAUUCAAAGAGCUGCAACCGAGAAUUUACGGCCAAGUCUUCGACAGCAUGGUCCUUGGUACGAGGAAGGAACAGCGCACAUCCCUGUCUGAUGUAAUUACUAAAUCAUGGAUCCUCCAAAAGUUGAUGUCAAACACCUUCUCGCUAUACUUUUUCCUCACUCACAGUUACACAUUGUCACAAUAUGAGAGACUCCAUGACAUUUUCUGGAACAACCCUUUUAAGACGUCCGUUUAUUGCAUAUACUCCUCUCAGGAUCCCAUGUGUAAGACAGAAUCCAUGGAGGAAUUCAUCGACUUGUGGAAGGUCCGCACUGGUAACCUGCCUCACUUUAAACAAUUUGACGGUUCCCAUCACGCCGAGUGCCUUCGUAACUUUCCGGAAGAGUACGAAGAUUGCUUGGUAAAAUAUCUCAACACUUUAAACCUUGAUAAGGUUACAUCAAUGUCAAACCUCUAGAAGAGCUAGAUCACUUGGCGCAGCUCAAAGCGAAACCCAACUUGCCCGUGAUGCAAAGAUGUCUGGAGCUAUAACAGUAGUCAGUCUUAACUUGUAGGCCUACAAUAGUUUUUACUCGUCAUGUCAAAAGUUGAAGAAACAUUGGCAAAAUGUUAUGCGUUCGAGCUUCACUUAGCAUGCUUGCACUUUGUGUCUGUCAGACAGAAGUUCAUGGCCAUGUUCCUCGGUUGAGAAGUUCUGAUGACAUGAUUAUAAUAUGCGGAUAAACUCCCCUGUUUUGUUUUAAAGUCACCUGGAAAUAGAUUUAUUUUCUUUCAAACAUAAGAGUAUAUGCUUACGA